GAGUGGAUGGAGAUGGCUCUCCACGUCAGCUUACGUCUCCAAAUUUCUGCUCAGCGAACCUGCUUCAAAGAGGCAGGAGGCACGGCGCUUCAGAGCCAUGUUCAGGGCGGUUAUAGAGGAAUCAAAGCCCAACAUAGAGUUAUAGCAGAGGCUGAACUACGAUGAUGGAUUUUGACGAAAGGGUCCCCGUCGGAUCGAACAUGUAUUUGCCCAGUUGCACUUAUUACGUCUCGGCGGGGGCUGAUUUCUCCGGUCUUCCCUCUUUUUUGUCCCAAACCCCGUCCACCCGCCCCAUGACAUACUCUUACUCCUCUAACCUGCCGCAGGUCCAACCCGUCAGAGAGGUGACGUUCAGGGACUAUGCAGCCAUUGACGCGUCCGGUAAAUGGCCACACCGGGGAAACUUACCCCAUGUUUACCCCAGCGCGGAGGACAUGGUGCACCGGGACUGUCUGUCGGCGCAAACCGCAGUGGUAGGAGACAUGUUUGGUAAAAACAGCCCCGCAGCAGCAGCCGCCGCGUACCAUCACCACCACCACCACCACCAUACGAGCGCUGGCUCAGCUGCGUCCAAUUUCUACGGGAACGUGGGCAGAAACGGCGUGUUGCCACAAGCCUUCGACCAGUUUUAUGAGACGGCGUACGGGAACGCGUCGGAGAGCUCCUCCACAAACGGCUUCUCGGGGGACAAAACCCCGACCAAGCAGCCCAGCUCUUCGGCGGAGGACGCAGCGUCAUGCAGGGACUCAGAGGCGAAGGAGCCGCGGGAGGAGACGAGCAGCCCGGAGUUAUCUUCCGGCAACAAUGAGGAGAAAUCCAGCAGCAGCAGUGGGCAGAGGACCCGCAAGAAGAGGUGCCCUUAUUCCAAAUACCAGAUCCGAGAACUUGAACGAGAAUUCUUCUUCAGUGUGUACAUUAACAAGGAGAAACGCAUGCAACUGUCUCGCAUGCUCAACCUCACCGACCGACAAGUGAAGAUCUGGUUUCAGAACCGUCGCAUGAAGGAGAAGAAACUGAACAGAGAUAGAUUACAAUAUUACACAUCUAACCCCCUGCUUUAGGGGUCAGAGCAACACCGCGCCCUGCUGUGGGGCUCUGUUGCGUUUACAGACAUACUGACUUACUCUCCGGCUGUGACUCUCCGGCUGUACAUUGUGUACCACAAUGGCCGCGACAGCAGCAACAACAACAACAACGACACUGCUCAGUGGUUAAUUUCAAGUUCGAGGACAACAGCAUCCUGUGAUCUGAAAAACCUGAAGAGUGAGCAUGAAUUAAGACAGUCUGUGGACUCGUCAGACUUUGUGUUUUGGAAAGAAUGUAGACAAGGAUUUGCUAUUGCCCAGAGUGCGAAGGCCCAUGUUAAUAUUAUUGUCACUCUCACAGACGCCUUGUUCUUUUCCUUUCACCCAGGCAGAAACUAGCAGUCACUUAAUUGACUGAGCCAGUGUAUUUUGUAAUCAAAAGAUUUAUUUCACGUAUUAUUUCUGUUUUGAAAUCAGAAAAAUUAUGCAUUUAGGAUGAUGGCGACUUGAUUAUUAUAUAUUGGUGUGACCAAAUAAUAAGUCCGAACGGAUGAGAAUGUAAAGUGUUUUCUGUUUUGUGUGCUUAUUUAUUUUGUAGCCACUUGUUUACUAUCUCCUUUAAAGCCUCGGCUAACCAAGUCAAAGUCCAUUAUUACAGGCAGGCUUGUUGGGAUUCCAUGUUCAGCCUGGGCUGACCUCAAAGCGAGCUUUGUUGUCUUUCCUGCAGCCUGCAGAAUGAGGGCUAUGUCUAUUUAUAUUUUGCGUAUCUUUCAAAACCUAAAUCCAUGCUGUCUUUUUGAUUCUUUGGAGACUAUCAGUCCAGUAUUGAUGAUAAUGCAGGCCACACCAGAGAGAUAAGCUCGUGUACUGGAGCCGUGUGGAGUUGCACUGAGGUACACACCCAACAGAUUCACACAGGUAGACACGCAGCGGGCCUCUUCGGUCUCACAUUGAUAAGCAUAAACAAAAUAUUUUUGUCAUGACUCGCGAUCCUUUGGUACUUGCUGUGUAAAGAUCGCAUUUCAAGUGUGCUGGUCAGGGUCAUCGCAUUGAAUCAAUUGCUUGAUAUGCCCAAACUAUUGUGUAUUAUACUAUAUUUCCAAAUAAAUAAAAAACAAAUGAA
Messenger RNA from Notolabrus celidotus (New Zealand spotty), 2148 nucleotides. RefSeq names its product homeobox A11a (gene hoxa11a). Lineage: Eukaryota; Metazoa; Chordata; Actinopteri; Labriformes; Labridae. Gene Ontology annotation, cellular component: nucleus. Gene Ontology annotation, biological process: anatomical structure development; regulation of transcription by RNA polymerase II. The transcript has 2 exons. Gene Ontology annotation, molecular function: RNA polymerase II cis-regulatory region sequence-specific DNA binding; DNA-binding transcription factor activity, RNA polymerase II-specific. The record is from RefSeq and is a predicted model, not a curated record. The coding region runs from base 162 to 1061 and encodes 299 amino acids.